AUGGACUUCCAAAGCGUGAAUCCUUUGAAUAUCCGACUGAACAUGAUCUCGGGCAAUCUACUGAAGAUGACCGCCGACAACACAUCGUUUCCGACUCAUUGGCGCAUCUACAGCGUUCUCAUGUGGUUGUUACAAAUAAUCAUAGUGAUCGCGUUAAUCUUCGGAUGCUUGUAUGUGCCAAAGGAGAAGGCUCUGAAGGACGGCAUGAUUUGCAUCGUGGUCGCCGCGGAGAUGUUCUUCAUUGUCCUACGACUCUACGCUUGCAGGGACCUGGUGGCUCAAGUAAUUCGCCGGAUAAAUGACAUUCUGCGUGUCGCGGACGAUACUAUGAAGAGCGUCGUGAUAGCAACCAUGCAACCGGUCCAGACUCCGCUCCAGUUCUAUUGGAUCGCAGGCGUGAUAUCAAUAAUAGCGUGGAACUGCAUACCGCUCGUGUUGCUAUUCGAGAAGGAUGUCUUCUGUUAUGAGGAUUACAGAAUACCGGUCGCUUUCUCCGGUCAGCCGUUCGCGACCAAAACUUUCCUAUUGGGCAGCUUUGUUCUAUCAAUCGCCUCUCUGUAUAUGUUUAUAAAAAAGGUCGGCGUGGACGUAUACAUGGUUCACAUGGUGUUGAUGUUAACAGCGCAAUAUCGAUAUAUCACGAUGCGGAUCACGACAAUAUUUCAAAAUCGGAAUGAAAACGAUGAGUCCCCGAAAACGGGCUAUUCCGAAUGGGAGCAAACAGAGAUGAAAGCGUUGUGCCAACAUCACAACACUUUGAUUCAUCUUGAUAUGUAUAUGCAGAGUACCGAGGUGACGGACGAAGCGUUUCACCAGAAAUGGUAUAUGUCCGAAUCGCCGAUAAAGAAAAUAUUUAUGUUGAUAAUUAUGGCUAAUAACUUGCAGUGCAAACUCGCGACGUUCGAAAAAUUCAAUCUCUCCCUACCCUCAUUCAUGAUGAUACUAAAUCAAUCAUAUUCGAUCGCCCUUCUGUUUCUAAAGAUGAAGUGAAGAGUAAAUAUCACAUGAAAAAAUUGCUACUUGUAAAAAAUAAAAGGUCAAACUUGGCGAUUAAAUAAGAACGUCAUUAGUGUUGUAAUUUACAGCAUGUCUAUACAUCAAUAAUAACA
This is a messenger RNA of Odontomachus brunneus, 1109 nucleotides long. RefSeq lists its product as uncharacterized. The coding region runs from base 1 to 990 and encodes 329 amino acids. Gene Ontology annotation, cellular component: membrane. The transcript is spliced from 4 exons. NCBI's taxonomy places the organism in Eukaryota, Metazoa, Arthropoda, Insecta, Hymenoptera, Formicidae. The record is from RefSeq and is a predicted model, not a curated record. Gene Ontology annotation, biological process: sensory perception of smell. Gene Ontology annotation, molecular function: odorant binding; olfactory receptor activity.